Molecule: messenger RNA, 915 nt
Organism: Fusarium venenatum
Lineage: Eukaryota; Fungi; Ascomycota; Sordariomycetes; Hypocreales; Nectriaceae
Source: RefSeq, a predicted model, not a curated record
AUGAAGCGCGGCUCAAGCAGCUUGCUAGUAGGACUUGAGUCGCUUGAGUUACACGGCAGUUCUGUUGCCUUGCGCCACGGCAACGUCGAUUUACACUUGCGUGAUGCGCAGCCUCUAGCUAAUCUCAAAUUCGCAAGGCUUUUCGCGUACAUACCAAGAUAUGUUGCAACAUAUGUACUGCGGUCCAAUGCCAGCCUGGAGCGCCUCGAGCUUGGAAUGCUGGACGCUCCAAAGCUUGGCGGUGUCGGCAUAGACUCGGUUGACAACCUCAACUUUGACGGACAAAAUACUUACAUGACUGGUGUCAUUCCUCGGUCAUUAGGUGGCUUCUUUUCUGAUUGCUCCCCAUCAUUUCGAAACCUGAGGUAUCUGCACUUGUGCCAACCUUGCAAUAGUCGGGGAGAUUACUUCAAUCAGAUGAAUGCCUGGUCAGCAUGUGCGGAGAAGACCGCUCUGAAAUCCUGGGAAAAUAUCUUGAUAGCCUCACGUCAAUCACUUGAGACCUUGGUGAUCGACCAAAGGCCUGGGGCUGGUGUGGAAGAUAACGAAGGGUUCUCGGAGGAAGAAUUCCUAAACAGUGGUACCUCUGGCAUCGGCAACAAAGCGUUUAUCGACUCAAUCGGAAGUAUGCUCACCAGUGAAUCAGACCUUCCUAGGUUGAGCCAAGUGUAUCUGUAUGGGUUCAUAGUCAGAUCUCCUCUCCGAAGGAUGCCAUCUGAGGAAACUCCAGGGGACACGUUUCUGCAUGACCUCGAAAGACGAGGUGUUAGAUGUGAAGCCAGGAGAGGGAAAUGGUGCCUGUUCGAUCAGGAGUCAGGAACUGCAUCAUGGGCGAAAUGGAAUGGAGACGGAUGCAGCAACCUUCACGACGAGUAUAUGGGAGUUAGAUGGUACACUGUUUUAGCCAAUACGUGA